AUGAGUCGACUGCGGCGCGUCGGCGCGGGCGUCGUGGCCCUCGCGCUGCUCGGUCUCGUCGCCAACUACUGGCUCGUCUCGCAGCGCUUGGCCUUGCCAGACGCGCGCCAUGUGGCUGCGCACUCGGUUGCCUUUAACGCGCUCUUCAACCUCUCGACGUCGUACGCGCCCGCGUUCCCCGCCGCCCGCCGAGGCAUUGCGCUCUGCUUGCACACGGAGAUCGCCGCCAUGGGCGUGUCACUGAUCCGGGAGCUGCGGUCGCUCGGCAACACGGACCCGAUUCAAGUGUACUUUUGCCUCCCGGCUGAGCUGGCGCCGCCCGUAUGGACGCUCUUGGCCGAGGACCCGCUCGUGGAGAUCAUUGACCUGUGCUCCCUCUUGGUCGAAGCGGGGCACUUCCAGGACGUUGAGGCGGCACGGGCGUUCCAGAGCUUCUGGCUCAAGCCGCUUGCGCUGCUCUUCUCGUCGUUCGACCAGGUGAUGUUGCUCGACGCCGACGACAUUUUUUUUGAGAAUCCAUCGACGCUGUGGGCGUCACCGAGCUACACCGAGACGGGCACGCUCUUCUUCUACGACCGCGUCAUCAACACGACGGCGUUCUCCAACAGCGUUGUCAACGUGACGCUCGAAAAUGGAGCUGUCGUCCCCGGCCGCUACAUCACGGAGUUCAUCAAGACGUUUCCGCUAGCGCGCUUUGGCCGCCCGCCCGUGCACACGCCGUCGGCGCACCUUCGCGCAUCGAUGCUGUGGCGUGGCCACACGGCGCACGAGCAAGACUCCUCUGUCGUGCUCAUCAACAAGGUCCGCGCGGGGCCUACCGUGCUCAAGAUCUUGCAUCACCUCAUUCGGGACUCUCGCUUUCUCGACCCUCCGUUUUCGUGGGGAGACAAAGAGUCGUUCUGGCUUGCGUUUGAGCUGGGUGGGAAGGACUAUCGGUUCUCGCCGUGGGCGUGCAGCGUCGUGAGCCGGCCCUUUGAUCGGCUCGUGGACCCCAACUCGCUCUGUGGCAGCCUCGCCCAGUACGCGCCCCUCGAGACAUCGAACGCGACGCUGCUCUAUAUCAACGGCCAAGACAUCAUCCAGCCCUUCGACUCGAGGGGGUAUGGCCGCCCGUCCUGGCCGGACCGCUUGACGACGCUCUUGACGGCGAUGCCCCGCCACGUUGCACCUCGGCACCGACGAGGCCCGGUCGCCGCCGCCCGCGGGUCCUUGGACGAGUCGUGCCUCGUCGCGAUGGGUGCCGAGCCGCUGCAUCACGCCGCGCAGCUCCGUCAGCGAAUUGUGUGGACGAUCGAGGCCGCCCAAGCCUUGGACGUGGCCUUUCGUAGCGGCCCCACGCUGCAAAAAAGCGUCAAGUUCCAGAGUAGUGUUGUCGUCGGCGUCUUUUUUGGCGUGCUGCUCGUGUUGCUGUGUGUGUUUUACGUCACGUCUUCCGAUCGAUGACACUAUUCUCCAUCUCUUACGACAAUAUCGACACAAUCAUGGAUCUAGAAUGUGG
Molecule: messenger RNA, 1498 nt
Organism: Saprolegnia parasitica CBS 223.65
Lineage: Eukaryota; Oomycota; Saprolegniomycetes; Saprolegniales; Saprolegniaceae
Exons: 2
Coding region: 1-1443 (480 amino acids)
Biological process (GO): protein O-linked glycosylation
Cellular component (GO): Golgi apparatus
Molecular function (GO): alpha-1,3-mannosyltransferase activity
Source: RefSeq, a predicted model, not a curated record